Molecule: messenger RNA, 1610 nt
Organism: Drosophila grimshawi
Lineage: Eukaryota; Metazoa; Arthropoda; Insecta; Diptera; Drosophilidae
Gene: Pus10
Product: putative tRNA pseudouridine synthase Pus10
Exons: 2
Coding region: 83-1579 (498 amino acids)
Biological process (GO): tRNA pseudouridine synthesis
Molecular function (GO): RNA binding; pseudouridine synthase activity
Source: RefSeq, a predicted model, not a curated record
CACGUUUUGUUUACAGUUGGAGGCUUAUAAUUUCUGCUCGCAUUUCGAUUCAAUUUCGCUUUGAGUUAACAAUUGAAAUAAUAUGAAAAACCAGGAACUGAUUGAUUACUUAGAGUCAUGUGGCGUCUGCCGCGUGUGUCAGUUGCGUUAUUUGAAGGCGCGCGGCAACGAAUAUCGCGAUAUGCAGCAAACAUUCAAGCGCCUGGAUGUUAAAGUGCCCGAUAUCACUAUAGUUGUGGACGAGAUCACUGAUGAGCAGCCGUUGAAGAAGCAACGCCUGAGCAUAUGCUCCAUUUGCCUGGGCCUCUUCUCGGAGGAUUUGCAAAGACAAGUGAUCCAGGGGAUUCUUGAUUCCGAUUUCGCAAAAUAUGAUAGCGACGGCAUCGUUCUGGCUAUCAGUAUGCCGAUGACUCUACAGCUGCGUCAGUUAUCCAUGUGGUUUGCACUGCAACGGAAAUUUGGUCGUUCCUCUGUGGCGGAUCACAAUGCACCCGAUGUGCCCAUAAAGGAGGCUGUGAAACUAAUUCUACAUCCCAUUGUGUGUGCCAAGCUGGGCAGGGAAUACGAUGCGAAUGGACUGAUGAUCAACAUUGAGUUGCGACACAGCUCGGAGGAGGAUGUUGUGGCCAAACUCAGUGAACUCAAUCGUGCAGCAUUUCCCGCCAAGAACCACAGACGUGUGGAAAUCUCUCGUGGACUGCUCGAGAAACAAUACCAACCGUCACGCAUCAAAGGCGAUCUCUUCGAGCAAUAUCUGCCCAUACCACCACCGGCUGUAAUGGAUCCGUUGCAGCUGCAAUCCAUCGAGCUGCUGGGUCCCAUUGUUUGUGUGGCUGGACGCUAUCGUAAGUUGAGUCGCGAGCUGUCGCAUACGCCUUGGGUGCUCCAUGGGCAGCGCAUCAUGGAGGAUAGCAUUGAGGAGAUUAUUGUACGACAUGUUGCAGCAUAUUUUACUGAAACGCCCGAGAAGAUCACAUUCAUGUCCAGUGGCAGGGAAGAUGUGGAUGUGCGUUGCCUGGGCAAAGGACGUCCCUUUGUCCUGGAAAUACCAAAUGCCCGCAGGAGUAGCAUGACUCGUCAGCAAGCACUGGCCAUGGAGCAGGCCGUCGAUUGCACUGGCAAAGUAUCCAUACAUAAUCUACAAGUUGUUCCGCGUGAGGAACUCACUCACAUUAAAACGGGCGAGGAACAGAAGCGUAAAUAUUAUCGUGCUCUGUGCGUGCUCCAAGAACCAGUCACAUUGGACAUAUUGCAAAAGCUGCAAAUCUCUGACAGCUUUGAUAUACAACAGAAGACUCCAAUUCGAGUGUUGCAUCGACGACCGCUUCACACUCGACCCCGCACCAUAUUCAGUGUCGAAGCGCGUGUUCAACGCGAGAAUCGACGAUUGCUCAUCAUCGAUGUGGUCAGCCAGGCGGGCACCUACAUCAAGGAACUGGUUCAUGGUGAAUUUGGACGCACAACUCCAUCCAUAUCUUCCAUAAUUGGCAAACCCAUCGAUAUCGUAGCGUUAGAUGUAGUUGGCAUCGAUUUGGAUUGGCCAGCGGAUGUAAAUAAUACUGAAAUUGAAGUGACAUAAAUAAAGCGCUCCUUUUUUUGUUGUUUUCAAA